GAAAAGUGAGGGAAUAAAUACCCUAAACCCAAAGAGAAAAAAGAGAAAGAGCGAUCCUUAAAACCCAAAUCAUCAUCAUUAUUUCCAUUGAUCUACCCCACCAAAUUUAUCUGCACUUUUCAUAAAUUUAUAUCCAUAUCCGGAAUACCAAAAGAAAAGUUAGAGUUGCUUGCAACAUAAUCUCUUUUCUAUUUCUUUAUUUCUUUCUCUCUCCCUGUGGGAAUUGCUUUGCAAUGGAAUCCCAAUGUUUCAUCCCACUCCCACUCCCACUCCCACCAACCGCCAUUUCUUGAGCUUUAAGCCUCUUAUUAUCCAUUGACAUCAGUGUCCCCAGUGUAGUACUCAUUGCAGUUUGGAGAGAUAAAAAGGGAGAUGGAUGUGGUUAAGAGAAGAGCUGGGACUGGUAGUGUGGUUGCUGGGUCUGUUUGGGAGAGUAGGAUGAAGAUUGAUGAGGUGAAAGGUGGGAUUAAGGUCUUCAAUGGUGAAGAGAGCAAUGAAGAGGGUGGUGGUGCUGGUGGGGUUCACGUGUACAGGAGGGUGAGGAGGACUGAUGUUGGGAAGAGGAAGACUUGGAACUCUGAGAGCUUGGAUAAGAGCCCAAUUCAGAUUGCCAAGGAGAGAUCCGAUGAGCCGUGUAAGGAGCUCAGUGUGUCUCCUGAUGGAAUCAAGAAGAGCCCAAUUCAGACGAGGAAGACGAGAUCUGAGCUUACUAAGGAGCUGACAGUGUCCGUCGAUGGUCUUGAGAGAAGCCCAAUUCCGAUGAGGAAGGGAAGAUCUGAACCACACAAGGGCUCUGCUGAAUCUGGCAAUGAAACUGAGAAGAGCCCCGCUCAAUUGAGGAAGGUGAAAUCUCUGGCUAAUAAAGCUAACAAUGAAUCAGGAACUGAGAAAAGCCCAGGUCAAUUGAGGAAGACGAAAUCAGCAUCCAAUAAGGAUGCUGACAAAUCCAGUACAGGUUCUGAUGGGAGCAGUAGUGGAACUGAGAAAAGCCCGGUUGAAUUGGGUAAGGCGAAAAUUGAAUCCAAUAAGGCUCCUGAUGAGUCUAAUGAGAUUGUAGGUGGGGGCGUUGAUACAAUUGAGAAAGAUUCUGAGGAGGUUGUUGAUGAAAUUGAGAAAGAUUCAGUAGAAAUUGUGAACGCUGGAUCUGAUGAAACUUCCAAGGAGUUUGGUGUCUGCAAAGAAGAGGUCAUUUCAAGCGAUUUGAGCAGUGUGGAUCAGGUCAAAUCUCCUCCAGAAGUCCAGGUGAACGAUGACAAUAACGAUGUUGAUAAUGCUGUUGAUGAAGAAGAAGCAGAGGAAGAGGAUGAUGAAGAGGAAGAGGGAGAGGAGGAAGAGGAAAUUGAGGUUGAGAUUGAGGAGAAGAGCUUGGAUGAUGUAAAAGAAAUUAGUAUUGCAGAACAGAAACCCAAGAAGGUUGUGCAUGAGGAGAAGAGGGUUCAUCCACUUCCUCAAAAACCACUACCAGUCUCUUCAGUUGUGAACAAAAAUCUUCCUCCUACUGUACCUGAGCAGAAACCAUUCUCUUCAAAUGCAAGCAAACAUCAGCCUCCUAUUGUACCUGAGCAGAAACUCAAAAGGGUUGUGAGUGAGGAGAAAAAGGUUCAUCAAACCCUUGCAAAGCCGCUACCCAUCUCUCCAAAUAUCAAGAAACAGCCUCCAAUUUAUCCCAGACACAACAAAAUUUAUUCAAAUCACACAAAACCUACUCCAAACGAGUUCAGGAGAGUCCCACAAACCCACAACAAAUUGCAAAAUUUAAUCGAUUUGGUAAUGUGGAGUGAUGUAUCGAAAUCUGCAUUUGUCUUCGGAAUUGGAACAUUUACCAUAAUCUCAUCAUCCUACACCACAGAUCUCAACAUCAGCUUGAUUUCUGUAGUUUCCUAUCUGGGUCUUGUCUAUCUUGCCGCAAUCUUCCUCUACAGAACAUUUAUUUUCAGGGGAGCCUCAGAUCUAGAUGACUCAAACCAGGACUAUGUGUUGGGGGAAGAAGAAGCAAUUUGGUUGAUAAAAAUGGUUCUUCCUUACUUGAAUGAGUUCCUCCUGAAACUCAGAUGCCUCUUCUCUGGAGAUCCUUCUACUACAAUGAAGUUGGCAGUGCUGCUCUUUAUUUUGGCUCGGAGUGGGAGCUCCAUAACUAUUUGGAAGAUGGCCAAAUUGGGCUUUUUUGGAGUUUUUACAGUACCAAAAGUUUGCUCUUGCUAUUCCAACCAGUUAACUGGAUACGGCAACUUCUGGGUUCGUCGCUUCCGGGAUGCUUGGGAAUCAUGCUCUCACAAGAAGGCUGUUGCAGCUGCCAUUUUUACCCUCGUAUGGAAUUUGUCCUCAAUUGUUGCUCGCAUUUGGGCUGUGUUCAUGCUGUUUGUGGCCGUCCGAUACUAUCAGCAGACAAUGGUGGUGGAGGAAUGGGUGGAGGAUGAUACAGGAGGAGCUGAUGAUUCCUGGCAGGGAAAUGUUGGAGAACGAAGACAAGGGCGUGGGCGUGGGUGUGGGCCCACUAUAGUGGAAAUACCAAAAGUAAAGAAAGGAUCCUAAGCCAAGAAUAACACACAUCCCAUUUUGGCCCACGUAGUUUUCAGUUGAUGUUGAUGUGGGGGUGGUUUCAUUUUCAUUUUAUUUUAUUUUUUUAUAGGUAUUUUAUCUUUUUUUAUAUAUAUAUAUUUUUCAUUUGUAUAUAUAUGCGUUUGGUGAAACUUACCUUUCUCUGUUCAACUAACAAAUCCCUUUUUGGGGAAACGGGUAAUAAUUUUUCAUAUCCGUUAUCUUUCUUCCGCAAUGAAAUUGUUAUUUGGUUCUUUGAUA
Messenger RNA from Vitis riparia (riverbank grape), 2799 nucleotides. RefSeq names its product reticulon-like protein B21. NCBI's taxonomy places the organism in Eukaryota, Viridiplantae, Streptophyta, Magnoliopsida, Vitales, Vitaceae. The transcript is spliced from 9 exons. Bases 373 to 2532 code for a protein of 719 amino acids. The record is from RefSeq and is a predicted model, not a curated record.